AUGGAUACAUCAGUUUCAAUAUUUGGACCCGAAGCCCUGCAAUUCUCAAAACCAUGGGUCAACACUUCUAUUCACCCAGACGACCUGGGCGUAAAUCAAUUUCCAAAUGAUACAUACCUUGUAAACGGGUCACUGCAGAACUGGACAGAGAUCGACACUGGUUUUGUUCCUAGCAUUGCUGGAAUUCUCAUUCCGCUUAUCUACAUAAUCGUCUGUGUGGUUGGUUUAGGUGGCAACACGCUAGUCAUCCAUAUUGUCUUGCACUAUUCUCAAACCCAGUCUGUUACAAACAUCUACAUUCUUAACCUGGCCAUCGCUGAUGAGCUCUUUAUGCUCGGACUUCCCUUCCUGGCUGUCCAGAACGCCCUUCUGUCCUGGCCGUUUGGCUCACUCAUGUGCAGAUUGGUAAUGACAGUGGACGCCAUCAACCAGUUCACAAGCAUCUUCUGUCUGACCGUGAUGAGCAUCGAUCGCUACCUGGCUGUGGUGCACCCCCUCCAGUCCUCCAGGUGGCGUCGACCACGAGUAGCCAAAGUAGUGAAUGCGACAGUAUGGGCGGUUUCUUUCGUAGUCGUUCUACCAGUGGUGGUAUUCGCUGACGUCUUACAAGACGACGGGAACUGUAGCAUUGUCUGGCCAGAGCCUGCUGAAGUCUGGAAAGCUGCGUUUAUCAUCUACACGGCGACCGUAGGUUUCUUCUGUCCGCUACUGGUGAUUUGCCUGUGCUACUUGCUCAUCGUGAUCAAAGUGCGCAGCUCUGGACGCAGAGUUCGAUCCACUUCUAUACGGCGUCGCAAAUCCGAAAGGAAGAUCACGAAAAUGGUGGUGAUCGUGGUAGCUGUGUUUGUCUUCUGUUGGCUACCGUUCUACAUCUUGAAUAUCGUCAACCUGCUAGUGCUGCUUCCAGGAGAGUUCCGGGGUUUGUACUACUUCGUAGUGGUCCUAUCGUAUGCUAACAGCUGCGCCAAUCCUAUUCUCUAUGGAUUCCUCUCUGAUAACUUCAAACGAGGUUUUAGGAAAGCUUUAUGCCGUUCAACCAGGCGGGUGGAAAAUCAAGAUCUGCAACAUGGCACCAUGGGUAACCACACGUUUCCGCUUGAGGAAAUAAGAAAGGACCUUGAUCUGACCCAGUGCUUUAAAGAAAACUCUAUGCAGAUACAGACGCAGCCAAACAAAGAGGAAGAUGUGGAGGAGCAGGAAGUGAGAAUGGGAUACAUGGAGAAUGCCACUCAGAUGGUUGAAAUAUCCAAGUCAGUGCAGAAUGGCUGCCACCUGGAGGGCACUAAGACCCUUGGUUCACAUGUGACUGAUCCCAAGGAGGCAGAAAACAGAAAUAGUGGAAAUGGAGACUGUGUUAAUGCUAAUUUUGGUCCUGUUGCUCUUAAUAGAACUCGGAGAAGGAACGUAAGACUGAUGUCUGAGGAAGCAGCAGAGACUGUUCUGGAAAUCAGUUAUUUGUGA
This is a messenger RNA of Trichomycterus rosablanca, 1461 nucleotides long. Its product is annotated as somatostatin receptor type 5-like. The record is from RefSeq and is a predicted model, not a curated record. Gene Ontology annotation, cellular component: neuron projection; plasma membrane. Gene Ontology annotation, biological process: neuropeptide signaling pathway. Gene Ontology annotation, molecular function: neuropeptide binding; somatostatin receptor activity. The coding region runs from base 1 to 1461 and encodes 486 amino acids. The transcript has a single exon. Lineage: Eukaryota; Metazoa; Chordata; Actinopteri; Siluriformes; Trichomycteridae.